This is a messenger RNA of Penicillium manginii, 4164 nucleotides long. Its product is annotated as putative ABC multidrug transporter. Gene Ontology annotation, molecular function: ATP hydrolysis activity; ATP binding; ABC-type transporter activity. The coding region runs from base 1 to 4164 and encodes 1387 amino acids. Gene Ontology annotation, biological process: transmembrane transport. The transcript is spliced from 4 exons. Gene Ontology annotation, cellular component: membrane. The record is from RefSeq and is a predicted model, not a curated record. Lineage: Eukaryota; Fungi; Ascomycota; Eurotiomycetes; Eurotiales; Aspergillaceae.
AUGGAGGGUUCCCUUCGUCCGUCGUCCCAGCCUGGGUCGAUGGAUGAUAUUCAUGAUGAGACCGCCAGUGCUGCAACUGUCUACGGAGAGGAAACCCCUCGCAAAACCAGCCAAAAAGCCAGUUCAGAGCCUAGCAUUCACAACGAUUGGAGCCUACUCUCCCGCGUCCAGGAACAACAUCAACGCGAUUUAGCUUCCGGUUUCAAGGCCCAGGAGCUCGGUGUCACCUGGCAAAACCUUAAUGUCGACGUCAUUAGCUCCGAAGCUGCUGUCAACGAGAACGUCUUCUCCCAAUUCAACAUUCCGCAACACAUCAAGGAAUCCCGCAACAAGGCCCCCCCUCCGCACCAUCCUCCGAGACAGCCAUGGAUGUGUCAAGCCCGGCGAGAUGCUGCUGGUUACAAGUCCGUGGAGGGAGACGUGCGCUUCGGCUCAUUAUCCCCAGAAGAGGCCAGCAAUUACCGAGGCCAGAUCGUGAUGAACACAGAGGAAGAGCUUUUCUUCCCGACCCUUACGGUUGGUGAAACUAUGGACUUCGCUACCCGUCUCAAGGUUCCAUACAAGCUCCCCAACGGCGUUGACUCCGCCACCACAUAUGCCGACGACUCGAAGAAGUUCCUUAUGGAGGCGAUGAACAUCUCACACACCGAAGGUACAAAGGUCGGAAACGAAUACGUCCGUGGAGUUUCCGGUGGUGAGCGCAAGCGUGUCUCAAUCAUCGAAUGUCUGGCCACUCGUGGAUCCGUCUUCUGCUGGGACAACAGCACCCGCGGUCUGGACGCCAGUACUGCAUUGGAGUGGACUAAAGCGAUUCGCGCUAUGACAGAUACCUUGGGCCUUUCCACCAUCGUCACUCUCUACCAAGCAGGCAAUGGAAUCUACGACCUCUUCGAUAAGGUUUUGGUUCUCGAUGAGGGCGAGCAGGUCUUCUACGGAACUCGUGCCCAGGCCCGUCCGUUUAUGGAGGAGGCUGGCUUCAUCUGCCGGGAGGGUUCCAACGUUGCUGAUUUCCUUACUGGGGUUACAGUUCCUACGGAACGUCGCAUUCGAGAAGGCUAUGAAUCCCGCUUUCCUCGUACCAAGGAGGCUCUGCGAACAGAGUAUGAGAAGUCUCCCGUCUACUCUGAGAUGAAGAGUGAAUACAACUACCCUACUUCUGAUGUCGCACUCCAAAGAACCCAGGACUUCAAGGAUGGAGUUGCUUUCGAAACGUCGAACGGUCUACCGAAGAACAGCCCUCUGACUGUCAGCUUCACCGAGCAGGUGAAGGCCUGUGUUUCUCGUCAAUACCAAAUCAUUUGGGGUGACAAGGCGACAUUUAUCAUCAAGCAGGUGGCUACUUUGAUUCAGGCCCUGAUUGCUGGUUCCCUCUUCUACAAUGCGCCUAACAACUCCGGUGGCUUUCUGCUUGCUAUGUCCGAGGUGACGGACUCCUUCCACGGCCGCCCUGUCUUGAUUAAGCACAAGGGCUUUGCCAUGUUCCACCCCGCCGCUUUCUGUCUUGCUCAAAUUGCGGCCGAUAUCCCCGUUCUCCUUUUCCAGAUCAGCAUGUUUUCUCUAGUCGUGUACUUCAUGGUCGGCCUGACAAUGUCUGCUGGAGCUUUCUUCACAUACUGGAUUAUGGUCUUUGCUACCACAAUGACCAUGACCGCUCUUUUCCGUGCUAUCGGCGCCCUCUUCUCUACAUUCGAUGGUGCCUCUAAGGUUUCUGGAUUCCUCAUCUCUGCUCUGAUCAUGUACACCGGUUACAUGAUUCAGAAGCCUCAGAUGCACCCCUGGCUGGGCUGGAUUUUCUGGAUUGACCCUCUGGCUUACGGCUUUGAGGCUCUUCUCUCGAACGAAUUUCACAAGAAGAUCAUCCCUUGCGUCGGAAACAACCUUAUUCCCAUGGGACCCGGUUAUGAGGACUCCACAUAUGCCGCUUGUGCUGGUGUUGGUGGCGCUCAGGUCGGUGCCACUGUUGUUACUGGCGACGAAUACCUCAGCUCGCUCUCAUACAGCCAUGCUCAUCUGUGGCGUAACUUCGGCAUUAACUGGGCUUGGUGGGUUCUCUUUGUGGUUGUUACCGUGAUUGCAACUUCACGCUGGCAAUCCCCCGGCGAGAGUGGUAACUGCCUUGUCAUUCCACGUGAGCGAUUGGACCAAACUGCUCUGAAGCCUGGUAAGGACGAGGAGUCCCAGGUGCAAGAAAAGACCAAGACACCUGUCGAGAGUGGUACUCAGAGCGAUGAGGAAAUCGAUCAGCAACUUGUUCGCAACACAUCUGUUUUCACUUGGAAGGACCUACAAUACACUGUCAAGACCCCCACUGGCGACCGCGUCCUGUUAGAUAAUGUCUACGGAUGGGUAAAGCCAGGUAUGUUGGGAGCUCUGAUGGGUUCUUCCGGUGCUGGAAAGACAACCCUGCUUGAUGUUCUGGCUCAGCGCAAGACCGAAGGAACUAUCCGCGGUUCUAUUCUGGUGGAUGGUCGCGAACUUCCUGUCUCAUUCCAACGCUCUGCCGGAUACUGUGAGCAACUUGACGUUCUGGAGCCAUUCGCCACUGUACGUGAAUCUCUUGAAUUUUCCGCUCUUCUCCGCCAAGCCAGCGAUAUUCCACGCGAGGAGAAGCUGAAGUACGUCGACACAAUUAUCGAUCUUCUUGAACUGCAUGACCUUGCGGAUACUCUGGUCGGCUAUGUGGGUGCUGGUCUGAGCGUUGAGCAGCGCAAGCGUGUCACUAUCGGUGUCGAGCUUGUUUCAAAGCCCAGUAUCCUGAUUUUCCUUGAUGAACCAACCUCCGGCCUUGACGGUCAGUCUGCCUACAACACCGUUCGAUUCCUGCGUAAGCUUGCCGACGUUGGGCAGGCCGUUCUCGUUACUAUUCAUCAACCCUCCGCUCAACUAUUUGCCGAAUUCGAUACAUUGCUCUUGCUUGCUAAGGGCGGCAAGACAGUUUACUUCGGAGAUAUCGGUGACAAUGGUCAGACUGUCAAGAACUAUUUCACUCGCUAUGGAGCCCCAUGCCCGGCUAAUACCAACCCUGCUGAGCACAUGAUCGAUGUUGUCUCUGGUCAACUUAGCCAAGGCAAAGAUUGGAACCAGGUCUGGCUGGAGUCUCCUGAGCAUGCCAAGUCAUUUAAGGAGCUUGAGGACAUCAUCAGCACUGCAGCAUCAAAGCCUCCUGGUACUUUUGAUGACGGCCGUGAGUUUGCUACUACUCUCUGGGAGCAGACCAAGCUGGUUACCGCCCGUAUGAGCAAGGCUCUUUACCGCAAUACCGACUAUGUCAACAACAAGUUUGCCCUGCAUAUUGGCUCUGCUCUUUUCAACGGCUUUUCCUUCUGGAUGAUCGGCGAUAGUGUCGGCGACAUGCAGCUUCGUCUCUUCACUAUCUUCAAUUUCAUCUUCGUUGCGCCCGGUGUGAUCAACCAACUGCAACCUCUGUUUAUCGAGCGCCGUUCUAUCUACGAGCAGCGUGAGAAGAAGUCCAAGAUGUAUUCGUGGAUUGCAUUCGUCACCUCUCUGGUUGUCUCCGAGCUCCCUUAUCUUUGCGUGUGUGCCGUGCUGUACUUCGUCUGUUGGUACUACACUGUCGGAUUCCCCAGCGAGUCAAGCAAAGCGGGUGCGACCUUCCUGGUCAUGCUUCUCUACGAGUUCGUCUACACCGGUAUCGGCCAAUUCAUCGCUGCCUACGCUCCGAACGCCACCUUCGCCGCAUUGGUCAACCCAGUUUUCAUCGGUACUCUGGUUUCCUUCUGCGGUGUGUUGGUCCCAUACGCCCAGAUCCAGGCCUUCUGGCGCUACUGGAUGUACUACCUGAACCCAUUCAACUACCUCAUGGGCAGCAUGCUGGUCUUCGACGUCUGGGACACAGAUGUUAAGUGCAAGGCUAGUGAAUUUGCCAUCUUUGACCCUCCCAGUGGAAAGAGCUGCGGCGAGUACCUCGCCACUUACAUGCAAACCAUCGGUGCACGCAUGAACCUCGUCAACCCUGACGCAACCGAGAGCUGCCACGUCUGUCAGUAUACCAAGGGUGCUGACUACCUGUAUACCAUCAAUCUGAAGGAGUAUUAUUACGGAUGGCGAGACACUGGUAUCGUUGCUAUCUUCGCCCUCAGCUCGUAUGCUCUUGUGUACGGUCUGAUGAAGCUGCGAACCAAGGCCUCCAAGAAGGCCGAGUAA